UGCGGCCGUGUAAUUUUCCAUGCCAUCGAUUGCUGUGAGCGCUCUCUCUCUCUCUCUCUCUCUCUCCCUUUGUAGCACACACGGCGGGAAACCGAUAUUUUGGCGAAAACCCUCCCUCCAAUUCCCAAAACCCGAUCCUCUCAUCCUCCUCUUUUAAAUCCCUAAUCCAAUCUCCUUUCCCAAAAUUUCGAAACCCCACUCACUUUCACUCUGAGAAGACGUGAGAAAGUUUCGCUUCCUAUCCUCCAUUGCCAUUACUUUCCGUUCGAGACCGAGUGCGAGAGAGAGCAAAGGUAAGGCCCACUGCUUUUGCUUCUUCUCUCUCCUCGGUCGCGAAAAUUCAUGGCAUUCGCUCUCAAGCACCAAGAUGACGACACCACCGUCGACGUCCACAGCGCCAUCGGCACUCCCGUUCGGUAUCUCCCACUUGACCACGUCUACUCCGCCACCUCCCCCUGCUGCGUCAGCGUCAGCGUCAGCGCCAGCGGCUCCUCCAACGUCAUGUCCAAGAAAGUGAAAGCCCGUAAGCUCAUCGUUACCGAUUACGACCACGAUCCCGAUCCCGAUCGCAAACCCUCUUCCCCUUCCAUCCAUAGACGACCUCCUCUCGUCCACGUUUACUCUCGCCGCCCCAAAACAUUCCGCCAUUCAUCUUUCUACGAUUCUGUUAUCACCCGCGAAGAGGCAACUUCUGAGUUUGAUGGGAAGUUAGGGGGGAGAUUGUUGAACAAAAAGAAGAAGAAACGGAGAUUUGGGAGUAGUGAACUGGUGAAGUUGGGUGUAGACUCCAGCGUUUUACGCAGCCUUGAUGGGCCGCGAUUGAGGGAUUCCCGAAAUCGUAAUACUACUAAUAGUAAUAAUUCUAGUACUAACUCCCGGAAACGGAAGCGAGUUUUUUCGGAGAAUUGUGAGAACGUUUUGUCCGAGUCACCUUCCACCAAGAGAUGGGUCAGGUUGAGUUUCGAUAGUGUUCAUCCAAAAACAUUUAUUGGACUACAAUGCAAGGUUUAUUGGCCACUGGAUGCUGAUUGGUAUUCUGGUCGAGUUGUGGAUUACAAUCCAGAGGCUAAUCGACAUCAAGUAGAAUAUGAAGAUGGUGAUAAAGAAGAUCUGAUUCUUUCAAAUGAGAAAAUUAAAUUUUUUAUCUCUCAUGAAGAGAUGCAACAUUUGAACUUCAGUUGUAGUGUUAACAGUAUGGAUGGUGAUGCCUAUGAUUACAACGAGAUGGUUGUGUUGGCUGCUAGUUUGGAUGACUGCCAAGAUCUUGAGCCCGGGGAUAUUAUAUGGGCCAAGCUUACUGGUCAUGCUAUGUGGCCGGCAAUUGUUGUGGAUGAAUCACUCAUUGGUGAUCAUAAAGGGUUAAGCAAAAUUUUGGGAGGACAGUCAAUUCCAGUGCAGUUUUUUGGUACACAUGAUUUUGCAAGAAUUAAAGUGAAACAGGUUAUCUCAUUUCUCAAGGGACUCCUUUCUUCUUUCCACCUGAAGUGCAAGAAACCUCGUUUCAUUCGCAGCUUGGAAGAAGCGAAAACGUAUUUGAGUGAACAAAAGCUUCCAAGAAGAAUGCUACAGCUGCGAAAUGGAAUUACCACUGAUAAUGUAAGUGCAAGUGAAGAUGAUGGAGGGAGUACAGACACUGGUGAAGAUUGCCUAGAAGAUGUAGAGAUUGAUGGGGCAUCAGAGGGCCUUGGUACUUCUUCCUAUGUAAUUGGGGAUUUGCGAAUUAUGAGCCUUGGUAAGAUUGUCAAGGACUCGGAAUACUUCCAAGAUGAGAAAUCCGUUUGGCCUGAAGGAUAUACUGCUGUGAGAAAGUUUACUUCAAUGAAUGAUCCCAGUGCAUGUGCCUUAUAUAAGAUGGAAGUGUUGAGAGAUGCUGAAUCAAAGCUUCGACCUCUAUUUAGAGUGACAUUAGAUAAUGGAGAGCAGUUCAAAGGAUCCACUCCAUCUGAAUGCUGGAAUAAAAUAUACAAAAGAAUAAAAAAAAUACAAACAAGUAGCUCUGAUUGUUCUAGUGCUGAAGCUGGAGGAGAGAGAAUCUAUAAGUCUGGUUCUUACAUGUUUGGUUUCUCUAAUCCUGAAGUUUUGAAGCUAAUACAGGGGUCAUCUAAAUUUAGACUUUCUUCAAAAUUCUGUGUCUGCAAGUUGGCCUCUAGAAGAUAUCAAGACCCGCCUGUUGGGUACAGGCCUGUUCGUGUUGACUGGAAAGACCUCGACAAGUGCAGUGUUUGUCACAUGGAUGAGGAGUAUGAAAACAAUCUGUUCCUGCAAUGUGAUAAAUGCAGAAUGAUGGUCCAUGCUAGAUGCUAUGGAGAAUUAGAACCUGUCAAUGGAGUGCUAUGGUUAUGUAACUUAUGUCGACCCGGGGCUCCCAACCCUCCACCUCGUUGCUGCCUUUGUCCUGUUAUAGGGGGCGCAAUGAAGCCAACAACUGAUGGGCGCUGGGCUCAUCUAGCUUGUGCUAUAUGGAUACCUGAAACUUGCUUAUCGGAUAUAAAAAGAAUGGAGCCUAUUGAUGGGCUAAGUAGAAUCAAUAAGGAUCGCUGGAAGCUGUUAUGCAGCAUCUGCGGUGUAUCUUAUGGAGCUUGCAUUCAAUGUUCAAACAAUACUUGUUAUGUAGCGUAUCAUCCACUUUGUGCACGUGCAGCUGGUUUGUGUGUCGAGCUUGAAGAUGAGGACAGACUAUAUCUGCUAGCUGUAGAUGAUGAUGAAGAAGAUCAGUGCAUCCGAUUGCUAUCGUUUUGCAAGAAGCAUAGGCAACCCUCUAAUGAGCGUUCGGCUGGUGAUGAACGUAUUGGGCAAGUUGCUCGUCAGUGUUCAGACUAUACCCCACCAUCUAAUCCUUCUGGCUGUGCUCGCACUGAACCUUACAAUUACUUUGGUAGAAGGGGGCGGAAAGAGCCAGAAGCCCUUGCCGCUGCCUCCUUGAAGCGCUUGUUUGUACAGAACCAGCCUUACUUAGUCAAUGGUUAUGGCCAGCACACAUUUUCAGGAAACUUCUUGUCUUCCAAUGGACUCAUUGGCUUCAUGUUCUCUUCUACCCUACAGAGGCUGAAAAGCUCUCAGCUUAAUGCUCCUAACAACAUACUCUCAAUGGCUGAAAAAUAUAGACACAUGAGGGAGACAUUCCGAAAGAGACUAGCAUUUGGGAAAUCAGGAAUCCAUGGGUUUGGUAUCUUCACAAAGCAUCCACAUAGAGCAGGAGACAUGGUGAUUGAAUACACAGGCGAACUUGUUAGACCUCCUAUAGCUGACCGGAGAGAGCGCUUUAUAUACAAUUCAUUGGUGGGUGCUGGGACUUAUAUGUUUCGGAUUGAUGAUGAGCGAGUCAUUGAUGCCACAAGGGCUGGAAGUAUUGCUCAUCUGAUUAACCACUCUUGUGAACCAAAUUGCUAUUCAAGAGUUAUAAGUGUCAAUGGUGAUGAGCAUAUAAUUAUAUUUGCCAAGAGAGACAUCAAAAGAUGGGAGGAACUCACAUAUGAUUAUAGAUUUUUUUCAAUUGAUGAACAACUAGCAUGUUAUUGUGGCUUCCCAAGAUGCCGGGGUGUAGUUAAUGACAUUGAAUCGGAAGAGCGAGCAGCAAAGCUAUAUGCACCUCGCAGUGAAUUAAUAGAUUGGAGAGGAGAGUAAAAAAGAAGUUUCUCAAUGUAAAGAUAUGUUUAUCUGAGAUGCUUCUGAAGAGAUCUUUUCUCCAACAACCUACUCAUCGGCUCUUAUUUUUUAUUGAGGCAGAUAGCGGUGUAGGGUUCUGAUUUUUCUUCUCUCAUCUAUUUGUUACACAACCAAAGAGCUUUUUUCGCAAAAGCUUUUUAAUCUGAGCAAACCAACUUGAGAAUGGUAUCAGGAAAAAAAAAAUUAUUCUUAACAAAAAUUUAUUCGAGCAUGAGUAAAGGUGUAUUAGUUUAAUUUUACUUCUACC
Molecule: messenger RNA, 3913 nt
Organism: Juglans microcarpa x Juglans regia
Lineage: Eukaryota; Viridiplantae; Streptophyta; Magnoliopsida; Fagales; Juglandaceae
Product: histone-lysine N-methyltransferase ATX2-like
Exons: 25
Coding region: 343-3624 (1093 amino acids)
Biological process (GO): regulation of transcription by RNA polymerase II
Cellular component (GO): nucleus; chromatin
Molecular function (GO): protein binding
Source: RefSeq, a predicted model, not a curated record